AUUACAAGCUCCUCGCAAACAGCGCCGGAUUUGCUCCGCCGUCCCAAGAGUCAAGAUUUGCGAAAUGCGUCUUUUAGCAACCGGUCCCUGUAAGGCCAAUGGUAAACAGAGAUUUCUAUCACUUCCUACCUGUUGUGACCUGAGGGGCACUGCGGUCCCUUCAACUCUGGCUGCCCUAGUUUUGACUGGGGCCGGCCUUGCGUUGCCGGCGGCAGCACACGCUGCUCAGGUGGGGCUCCAUUUGGAUACGGCCGGCGGCGAGGGGCGCCUCCUGCCGUGCGCGCCCAAAACCAGCUGCGUCUCCUCUGCCAACUUCCUGUCGCCGUCACAGUACCUGGCGCCUUGGAGCUUCGACCCCAAGACCCCCGCAGCUGCCAAAAGGCAGCUUCUGGACGAGCUGGUCGAGGCCCGGGGUGGCCAGGUGGUGGGCGAGGACGAGGGCCGUGGCUACGUGGCAGUAAGGGUGCCGUACAAGCUAGGUGCAGGCAAGAGCGAUGUAGACCUGAUGGAGUUCAAAUUCACAGACGUGGCAGUGGCGUUCAGGUCGGAGGCCGGAGUCAACAUCCCGUCGCCGCCCUUCUGCUACACGCCCGGCUGUAUCUCGGGGCCGCCCAACCGAGCACGCAUGGAGGCGCUGAGGGACGCGCUUGGCUGGAGCAGCCAGGAGACGGAUGAGGACAAGAAGUGGGUCCAGAUCCUGCUGCACUGAGCGCCGCUGAGCCCGGAGCCGUCGGGGCUCCUUGGGUGCAUGCAGCCAUGCACCUACCUGUGCCGAGUCCGGAGCCGCCUGAACCGCUUCUCCCGGGCUCCUAUCGGGCUCCUACCGGGCUCCUACCGGGCUGGUCCUACACGCUAGCUGCCAAGUGACCGGGUCGUCCUUGACGGGCGGUGCGGCCACACUGCCGCAGCCACAUUGCCGCAACCAAGCGGUGGCCACAGCCGAAGCCGCAAGCCCGGGCGCGUUGGAGUGGCACGGCCAGGCGGUGGCCAUGGCUACGCGGCUGCGCCUGCAUGGCAACUGUGGGGUGGGGCUGACGUGGCCGGUGGCUGGCCCUCUCCUGCUGCGCGGCCGCGGGGCUGGGCUUUCGCGAUUGUGCACAGCCGAGAUGCAUUGGCAGAGGCGCAAGUAGGCGGC
Messenger RNA from Chlamydomonas reinhardtii, 1135 nucleotides. RefSeq lists its product as uncharacterized. NCBI's taxonomy places the organism in Eukaryota, Viridiplantae, Chlorophyta, Chlorophyceae, Chlamydomonadales, Chlamydomonadaceae. Bases 65 to 709 code for a protein of 214 amino acids. The transcript has 7 exons. The record is from RefSeq and is a predicted model, not a curated record.